AUGUUUGUCUACAAGCGUGACAACCGCAAAGAGCGAGUGCAGUUCGACAAGAUCACUGCACGCGUUUCCCGCCUGUGCUAUGGCUUGGACGCAGAACACGUCGACGCUGCUGCCAUCACACAGAAGGUUAUUUCUGGUGUCUAUCAAGGCGUCACCACUAUCGAGUUGGACAACUUGGCAGCAGAGACGGCUGCAUACAUGACCGUCACCCACCCUGACUAUGCCAUCCUCGCCGCUCGUAUCGCUGUCUCGAACCUCCACAAACAAACAAAGAAACAAUUCUCAUCGGUCAUCGAUGAUCUCUUCCAUUACGUCAAUCCUAAAAAUGACAAGCCAGCACCCAUGAUUUCGGAGAAAACACACGAGACGGUCAUGAAGCAUGCAGAGGAGCUGAACUCUGCCAUCGUCUACGACCGCGAUUUCAACUACCAAUACUUCGGUUUCAAGACCUUGGAACGCUCAUACUUGCUGCGCCUGAACGGUAAAGUCGCCGAGAGACCUCAGCAGAUGAUCAUGCGUGUUGCUGUCGGCAUCCACGAUGACGAUAUUGAAAAGGUCAUCGAGACCUACAAUCUUAUGUCCCAAAAGUACUUCACACACGCCUCUCCCACGCUCUUCAAUGCUGGAACACCGAAUCCACAGCUUGCAUCAUGUUUCUUGAUCGACAUAAAAGACGACAGUAUCGAGGGCAUCUACGACACAUUGAAGACAUGUGCAUUGAUCUCGAAGACUGCAGGAGGCAUUGGCCUCAACAUCCAUCGUAUUCGUGCAACUGGCUCUUACAUCAGCGGUACCAAUGGCUCCUCGAACGGUAUCGUACCCAUGCUACGCGUGUUCAACAACACCGCUAGAUACGUGGAUCAAGGAGGCAACAAGCGUCCAGGUGCCUUUGCAAUGUACCUUGAACCCUGGCACGCGGACGUCUUCGAGUUUUUGGAUCUCCGAAAGAACCACGGAAAGGAGGAAGUUCGUGCUCGUGAUCUGUUCUUCGCUCUCUGGAUCCCAGACCUGUUCAUGAAACGUGUCGAAGCGAACGGAGAAUGGACCUUGAUGUGUCCCAAUGAAGCACCCGGGCUUGCUGAUAUCUACGGUGAUGAGUUCGAGGCACUCUACGAGAGAUACGAGAGAGAAGGCCGUGGUCGUAAAACAAUCAAAGCUCAGAAGCUGUGGUAUUCCAUUCUCGAGGCUCAGACUGAGACCGGGAAUCCAUUCAUGCUGUACAAGGAUGCGGCCAACCGCAAGAGCAAUCAAAAGAACCUUGGUACCAUCCGCAGCUCGAAUUUAUGUACAGAAAUCAUUGAGUACACGGCACCAGACGAGGUCGCAGUCUGCAACUUGGCUUCGCUUGCUCUACCUACCUUUGUGGAUAUCGCACGUGGCGAAUACGACUUUGGCAAGCUACACGAGGUCACUCAGGUUGUCGUGAAGAAUCUGAACCGAAUUAUCGAGGUCAACCACUACCCCGUACCAGAGGCCAGGAAUAGCAACAUGCGUCACCGACCUAUUGGACUAGGCGUUCAAGGUCUCGCAGAUGCUUUCCUGGCUCUCCGUCUACCAUUCGACUCGGCCGAGGCCAAGCAUUUGAACAAGCAGAUCUUCGAGACCAUCUACCAUGCAGGUUUAACAGCAUCCUGCGAGCUAGCAAAGGAACUUGGCCCUUACUCUUCCUACGAAGGGUCGCCUGUCUCUCAAGGCAUUUUGCAGUAUGACAUGUGGAAUGUCACCCCAACAGACCUGUGGGAUUGGGACGGUCUCAAAGAUCAGAUUGCCAAGCAUGGUGUACGAAACAGUUUGCUCGUAGCACCCAUGCCGACAGCCAGUACCUCUCAAAUCCUCGGAAACAAUGAAUGCUUCGAGCCAUACACCUCGAACAUCUACUCACGCCGUGUGUUGGCUGGUGAGUUCCAGGUCGUUAAUCCAUGGCUUCUCAAGGACUUGGUCGACAUGGGGCUCUGGUCCGACAACAUGAAGAACCGAAUCAUCGCCGACGGUGGUUCCAUCCAGAACAUCCCCAACAUCCCUGCAGAUAUCAAAGCCCUGUACAAGACAGUCUGGGAAAUCUCACAGCGGAAGAUCGUCGAGAUGGCAGCUGAUCGUGGUGCCUUUAUCGAUCAAUCGCAAUCCCUCAACAUUCAUCUCAAAGACCCAACCAUGGGAAAAAUCACGAGCAUGCACUUCGCUGGCUGGAAGCUCGGCCUCAAGACUGGGAUGUACUAUCUUCGCACCAUGGCCGCGUCUGCACCCAUUCAAUUCACGGUCGACCAAGAGCAGCUCAAGGUUGUCGACACCAACGUAGCUCGUACCGGCGCUGUCAAGAAGCGAAUCGGGCCGUCCGCUGGCUACAACUCCAACUCCCACUCCGCUGUGCCACGACCAAUGUAUUUGCGAAAGCCAUCGGAUGGGACUGCUACCAUGUCUCCUAACGGCAUGCCCACUCCCACAGCGACACCACCUCCAGCGUCAGAGAACAAGAAGUUCUCCCCACCGUCCAAGGCAGAGUCUGCGGUGCUCCCUACGUUCAAGGCCGACAUCGAAGAGGGUGACAGCCCCAAGUCGCUGGCUACGGAUCCGGUUGAUAUGCCGACCAAGGAGGAAUUGCCCGAGCAUGCUGUGAACGACGUCAAGCAGGAGGAAGAUACCGAAGGGAGCGAGGAGAGGGAGAAAGAUAUCUAUGCUCAGGAGGUCUUGCAAUGCAGCAUAGAGAACCGCGAAGAAUGCAUAAUGUGCAGCGGAUGA
This is a messenger RNA of Letharia columbiana, 2736 nucleotides long. RefSeq lists its product as uncharacterized. The record is from RefSeq and is a predicted model, not a curated record. NCBI's taxonomy places the organism in Eukaryota, Fungi, Ascomycota, Lecanoromycetes, Lecanorales, Parmeliaceae. The coding region runs from base 1 to 2736 and encodes 911 amino acids. Gene Ontology annotation, biological process: DNA replication; deoxyribonucleotide biosynthetic process. The transcript is spliced from 5 exons. Gene Ontology annotation, cellular component: ribonucleoside-diphosphate reductase complex. Gene Ontology annotation, molecular function: ATP binding; ribonucleoside-diphosphate reductase activity, thioredoxin disulfide as acceptor.